AUGUACGACCAAUUAGGUAGAGUAAGAACGCAGUAUUACGGUAUUUCGGAACUCAAACGUCAUAUUACUCAUAUCUGGGCCGUGGCGCUGGUAUCCCUUUUUCUCCAAGUUUUCGGUGGCUUGAAACUGAUCAGGGAAGGUGCAGCGCAGCAAUAUGUACUAGGUCAAAAGACGAAAUAA
Molecule: messenger RNA, 180 nt
Organism: Sclerotinia sclerotiorum 1980 UF-70
Lineage: Eukaryota; Fungi; Ascomycota; Leotiomycetes; Helotiales; Sclerotiniaceae
Exons: 5
Coding region: 1-180 (59 amino acids)
Source: RefSeq, a predicted model, not a curated record